AAAACACUCACUCUUCUCCGCUCUUUUCUACAGUAACUCCAUUGAUAUAGUGGGUAUCCACUGACUGACCCCACAGAUGAAGCAUAUUUUGUAGAGGGGGAACCACAGCCCCCCACCCACAGCAGGGACUGUUUGAGGUGGGUCUCUGAGUGCAGGAUGGAGAGAAUUUGAGGGAACUUAGUCCUCAGGAGAGUCCUGAGUUGUGACUCGAAGCUCAGCUGAGCUCAGAUUCAUCAGAGCCCACCCUGUGAAUGAUAUGAGCCAUGGAUCCUGGAGAACUUGAUAAUCCUGUAACGCUGGUAAUUAAGGCCCCCAACCAAAAGUAUGAAGACCAGACCAUCAACUGCUUCCUCAACUGGACUGUGGAGAGGCUGAAGAGUCACAUCUCCAAAGUGUACCCAAGCAAACCGCUGUCUAAAGACCAACGGCUGGUGUACUCUGGGAGACUCCUUCAGGAUCACCUGCAGCUCGGAGAUGUGCUCAGAAAGCAGGAUGAAUACCACAUGAUGCAUCUAGUGUGUGCCUCUCACAGCCCGCCAGCCUCGCCCAUGCCUCGGAGCCCCUCCACGGCCAGCUCUUCUGCCUCUGACUCCAGCAGUUCAGACAACACUGGCUCCUCCUCGCCUGCCAACACUACAAAUCAGGACAGUCAGCCGGCCUCUUCCUCUUCUGUCCCAGGAAGUUAUGAUGGUCUGAGGUAUCGCGGCGGCCUCCCCCAGUACAACCCUCACGGCCCCUCUGCUGUCCCUCAGUGGCCCGAUGGAACCCAGGUCCCUCUUCAAGGCGGCCUCCCGGCCAACAUGCCCCCCCACCCAAUGUACAUGCCCAUGCAGAUGCUGUGGUGGCAGCAGAUGUAUGCACGCCAUUACUACAUGCAAUAUCAAGCAGCAGUAGCCGCCUCUCAGCCUCCCGCCUCCCCCCCUCCUUCCUCUCCCUCCCCCUCCUCGCCCCUUCAACCCGCCCAGCCCAACGAGGCCGUGCAGCCGCCGCUGGGACCCAACCCGGACCCCAACCCUCUACCAGAGAACCAGCCGGCGAAUCCCAACAUCCAGAUGAACGCGCAGGGCGGGGCGGUGCUGAACGACGACGAGCUGAACCGCGAUUGGUUGGACUGGUUGUACACGGUUUCUCGUGCCGGCGUGCUGCUCAGCAUCGUUUACUUCUACUCUUCCUUUAGCCGCUUUGUAAUGGUGGUGGGCGCCAUGCUGCUGGUCUACCUACAUCAGGCUGGCUGGUUUCCUUUCAGGCUGGAGCAGCAGAACCUGAGAGGAGGAGAUGGAGCCAGAGCUCCUCAGGAGGAGGCAGAGAGACACCAGGACAUACAGGAAAUGGAACGUUUGAUGGAUGAGGGUCUGGAGGACGACGACAGCGGGGAGGAGGGAGGGGGAGGACACGAGGAGCAGGCUGCUGCUGCUGCUGCUAUACCUGAACCAAGCUUCCUUACCACCGCGUGGUCCUUCAUCAGCACCUUCUUCACCUCGCUCAUCCCCGAGGGACGACCCCAAGCAGCCAACUAGGCAGACCCCGCCCCUCUCUGUGCUGCCAUCAGGUACCGCUCUACAGAAGUAUCAACAUAUUCCCACCUUCAUCUUAACCGUCUACAACACCUCGAUUAAACUUCUUCAGAUAAACAAAUAGUGCUCCCCGGAGGUUUGAAAACCUCUGAAAAGCUGCCAACAAACCGACGGAUCCUUUUUACUCUGACGCGUGAGAGCAAGAUGCAGUGUGAGUUCUGCAGGAGAGGAGAAGAAAGAAUAUUAAGAAAGUAAAUAUUGCGCUGUGUUAAUGGAUUAAAUGCUUCAGCGAUGGACUUUUUUUUUUUUUUUGUGUCCUCAUUGGUCGUGAAUUAAUUUGACGUGGUGAAGAAUCAUGAGAGAGUGGAGGGAGUUGUCUUCCAUUUUAAAGCAGAGAAAAACAAGGAUGUUGAAACUUUUUUUUUUUUUUAGGGGGAUGUGGGCUCAACGUUUAAAAGAAAGGAAAAAGAAAGUAAUCUCCUGAAAUGAAAGGAGCCGUGUGAGAAGCCACAUCCCCCAAAAGACAUUCUCAUGUAUGCACAGGAUGUGCGUACAGACAUUGCAGCUACUGAAGCACAUUGUUUUCCCACUUUGUGUAUUUGAACAUUAUCUAUUUACACAUGUAAGUAUAUGCAUCUUUAAUUCCUGAAUAUACGCUUUUUUUGGAAUAAAAUCUUGUUGAAUUUGA
This is a messenger RNA of Labrus mixtus (cuckoo wrasse), 2202 nucleotides long. RefSeq names its product HERPUD family member 2 (gene herpud2). Lineage: Eukaryota; Metazoa; Chordata; Actinopteri; Labriformes; Labridae. Gene Ontology annotation, biological process: endoplasmic reticulum unfolded protein response. The transcript has 8 exons. Gene Ontology annotation, molecular function: protein binding. The record is from RefSeq and is a predicted model, not a curated record. Bases 264 to 1517 code for a protein of 417 amino acids.